AUGAGUGGAUCGUUGACCAACAUUACUUAUGAGGGAACCAAGUAUGAGACGGGUGCUGGCCUUGAUGACUUUAAUAUUGAAGAUUUGCAGAUAGUAGAAAAAUGGUUCAACAGGCCAGCUAGUGCCUGGGCGGUGCAACGACUGGGUAUAUUACAAUCAAAGAUAGAAUCACAAACGUAUAACAUAUACCACAGAAAUCGGUAUGGUAAGCAUCCAGUGGCAAAACUGAUACCGGCGCAUCUGCUCAUUCAAUAUGCUAACGAAGCUCUCGGGUUUGAUGGGUGGUCCUUAGAAGUGCUUGAUCUCCACACCACGAACUGCAGAUCAGUGCCAGAAACGCAAUCGGUGGAUGAUGGGCUGGAACCACGUUACCAAGUGCUGUCAGAGGCCAAGGUUAGGAUCAGAUUGAAGGACGGUACGAAUACCGAGGCACUAGGGUUUGGUUCCGCAGUGGCUAUUUCCAAAGGUGAAAGUUACAGCAAAUCUAAGAAGGCAGCAGUCAACGAUGCCCUCAAAAAGAGCUUCUUGCAAUUUGAGGCUAUCAUUCUGGAGCACGAACAGCGGGUAUCUUCAAGCUAUUAUGUAGAUGGGCUCUACGGUUCUAAAUCAGUGUCUAAAAAAGUGUGA
Messenger RNA from Lachancea dasiensis, 627 nucleotides. The record is from the annotation of a GenBank genome assembly. Lineage: Eukaryota; Fungi; Ascomycota; Saccharomycetes; Saccharomycetales; Saccharomycetaceae.